Aspergillus clavatus NRRL 1 is the source of this 786-nucleotide messenger RNA. RefSeq names its product putative translocon-associated protein, alpha subunit. The transcript has 3 exons. The record is from RefSeq and is a predicted model, not a curated record. Lineage: Eukaryota; Fungi; Ascomycota; Eurotiomycetes; Eurotiales; Aspergillaceae. The coding region runs from base 1 to 786 and encodes 261 amino acids. Gene Ontology annotation, cellular component: endoplasmic reticulum membrane; endoplasmic reticulum.
AUGGCUCGCUUUGGUCUUCUCUCGCUGGCUCUGUUCUCCGUCCAGGCCUUGAUUGGUGGCGCCUUCGCAGCUGAUGCUGCUGAGAAUGUUCAAGAGGCUCCUGAGGCUGUCAAGCUCGCUGUCUCGGCGCAGGCUUCCUUCCCUGCUUCCGAGAUCUUCGGUGUGAAGCUUGUCAAUGGCCACCCCACACAGGCCUUGAUUACGAUCACCAACGACGAGCCUGCUCCUGUGACGGUCAACUUCAUUGGCGGCUCUCUGUCGACCCUCGAUGAGAGCAGCAAUGUGAUCCACAACCUUACUGUGACCAGAUACGGUGUUGAGAUCCCCGCUGGUCAGCAGGAGAGCCUGAGCUACAGCUUCGCCACGGAAAUGCACCCUCAGGAUCUGAAACUCAGCAUCGUUUCGAUUAUUUCCAACAGCGAGGGACAACUCUUCCCGGUUUAUGCCCACAAUGGGACCGUCAGCGUCGUUGAGCCCGAGACCAGCAUCUUUGAUCCUCAGAUUAUCUUCCUGUACUUUUUCCUUCUGGCCUGUUUCAGCGCUACCGUCUAUUUCUUCUACACUGUCUGGAUCGCGCCCUACUUCCCCCAGAAGCGCAAGAGUGGAAAGACCCCUGAGUUCUCCAAGAAGUCGUCUGCCGCCGCGAAGAAGGUCGAGGAAGGCCCCAGCAGCCCUGCGGUCUCCUCUGCGACUACCUACAACGCUGACUGGAUUCCUGCCCACCACAUUAGCCGUCCCGAAGCUAGAAAGGUCAAGGGCAGCUCCCGGUCUAAGAGCCGUGCUUAG